CCCAUCAUGCUGCAUGGCAAGGCCCUGUUGUGACCGGAAUGAGGUUGACUAAAAUGGCGGGGCGAUAGAAGCGCAGUGAGUGGUUACCGACGUCGAGAAACGUUACAGUGCCUCCCUUCCCCGCUGGACUCUGCGAGAGGAGGAAAGGCGAAAGGGCCGUCAAGGAAGCGCAAAACAUGGCUGGGGAAACCAUUGAAAAGAGAGAGAGAGAUUCUUCACCCAUCAAAGAAGAGCGGAGGCGCUCACGGUCAGCAGAAAGAGAACGUGACCGGGAGCGUGAUAGAAAAGUCUCCCCUGUUGCUAAGGACAGAAAACGACACCGCUCUCGUGACAGGAGGAGAGGUAGUCGAUCAAGAUCCCGAUCUAGAUCCAAAUCAACUGAGAGAGAGCGGCGAUAUAAAGAGAGGGAAAGAGACAAAGAACGAGAACGCAGUAAGAAAGAUCGGGAUCGUGACAAAGAUGGGCAUCGAAGAGACAAAGACCGCAAACGAUCCAGGAGCAUUUCCCCAAGUCGGAACAAAGAUUCCAAAUCAAGGAAAGACAGAGACUCUCGCAAAGAUGAAGAUGAUGAUUCAUUGUCCAAGAAAGAAAAGGCUCAGCCGCUUUCUCUGGAGGAGCUGCUGGCCAAGAAGAAAGCUGAAGAAGAGGCUGAAGCUAAGCCCAAGUUCCUUUCCAAGGCAGAACGAGAGGCAGAGGCCUUAAAGCGUCGGCAGCAGGAGGUGGAGGAACGACAGCGGUUGCUGGAAGACGAGAGAAAAAAGAGAAAGCAAUUCCAAGAAAUGGGAAGAAAGAUGCUAGAAGACCCUCAGGAGAGGGAGCGGCGUGAGCGAAGAGAGCGCAUGGAACGAGAGACCAAUGGCAAUGAAGAUGAGGAAGGGCGGCAGAAAAUCCGUGAGGAGAAAGACAAGACCAAGGAGCUGCACGCCAUCAAAGAACGAUAUUUGGGUGGGAUCAAGAAACGGAGGCGUACUCGGCAUCUGAACGACCGCAAAUUCGUCUUUGAGUGGGAUGCUUCGGAAGAUACGUCUAUUGACUACAAUCCUUUGUAUAAGGAGCGACACCAGGUUCAAUUGCUGGGGCGUGGUUUCAUUGCUGGCAUUGACUUGAAACAGCAGAAGCGGGAACAAUCACGUUUCUAUGGAGACCUGAUGGAGAAGCGGCGAACACUGGAAGAGAAGGAGCAAGAAGAGGCGCGUUUGCGCAAGUUGCGUAAAAAGGAGGCUAAGCAGCGGUGGGAUGACAGGCACUGGUCUCAAAAGAAACUUGAUGAAAUGACAGACAGGGACUGGCGUAUCUUCCGGGAGGAUUACAGCAUCACCACCAAGGGGGGCAAGAUUCCAAACCCCAUUCGCUCCUGGAAAGACUCCUCAUUGCCCCCUCACAUCUUGGAGGUUAUUGACAAAUGUGGCUAUAAGGAACCUACUCCUAUCCAGCGUCAAGCCAUCCCUAUUGGUUUGCAGAAUCGUGAUAUCAUUGGUGUAGCAGAGACUGGUAGUGGAAAAACAGCUGCCUUCCUUAUUCCACUUCUGGUGUGGAUCACCACUCUGCCCAAGAUUGAUAGGAUUGAGGAAUCAGAUCAAGGUCCCUAUGCCAUCAUCUUAGCUCCCACUCGUGAGUUGGCUCAGCAAAUUGAGGAAGAAACCAUUAAGUUUGGAAAGCCCCUGGGCAUUCGCACCGUGGCUGUCAUUGGUGGGAUCUCACGUGAGGACCAAGGCUUCCGCCUCCGCAUGGGUUGCGAGAUUGUGAUUGCUACACCUGGCCGACUGAUUGACGUGUUGGAGAACCGCUACCUGGUGCUGAGCCGUUGUACCUACGUGGUAUUGGAUGAGGCUGACCGUAUGAUUGACAUGGGUUUCGAACCUGACGUGCAAAAGAUUCUGGAGCACAUGCCUGUUACUAACCAGAAACCAGAUACUGAUGAGGCUGAGGACCCAGAGAAGAUGCUGGCCAACUUUGAGUCGGGCAAGCAUAAAUACCGGCAGACUGUGAUGUUCACAGCAACCAUGCCGCCUGCUGUGGAACGUCUGGCCCGCAGUUACUUGCGCCGGCCAGCUGUGGUUUAUAUUGGCUCAGCUGGCAAACCACAUGAGCGUGUGGAGCAAAAGGUCUUCCUCAUGUCGGAAUCAGAGAAGAGAAAGAAACUCUUGGCUAUUUUGGAGCAAGGUUUUGAUCCGCCUAUCAUCAUCUUUGUCAAUCAGAAGAAGGGCUGUGAUGUAUUGGCCAAAUCCUUGGAGAAAAUGGGGUAUAAUGCUUGCACCCUUCAUGGUGGUAAAGGUCAGGAGCAGCGUGAAUUUGCCCUCUCCAAUUUGAAGGCUGGUGCCAAGGACAUUUUGGUGGCCACAGAUGUAGCUGGUCGUGGUAUUGACAUUCAGGAUGUGUCCAUGGUGGUGAAUUAUGAUAUGGCUAAAAACAUAGAAGAUUACAUCCACCGUAUUGGUCGAACGGGACGAGCUGGCAAAAGUGGUGUAGCUAUUUCUUUUGUCACCAAAGAGGACUCUGCUGUCUUCUAUGACCUUAAACAAGCUAUCCUUGAGAGUCCAGUAUCUUCAUGCCCCCCAGAACUGGCCAACCAUCCAGAUGCCCAACACAAACCAGGAACCAUCCUCACUAAGAAGCGUCGGGAGGAGACUAUCUUUGCCUGAGUGUGUAGUUAAGCUACAAGGACCCCCCCCCCCCCUUGUAUGAUAACCAGGGGCAGCCUUUGACCACCAUUUGAGGCCAAGGCCGUGACACAGGGUAAAGCAUAGAGGCUCUUCUAGUCUUUAACAAUGAAGUGGCUGUUUCAUUUUCUCAUUUUCUGUGAAUGUAGAUACACUUUUCCCACUAUAUAUAACCCUGCAUAGAAUUCAAGACUGGACAAUGGGAACAUUACUCCAAGAGACAGAAUGUCAUCUUACAAAUCCUGAUCUCAACAAAUCUCUUAAUUUUCUUCUUGAAGAUGAUGUCUAUGGAAAACUUGUAUUUCUUUUUUGUUGAGAAUGGCCAGCAGUCUCACCUUGCUGAUUGAUACUUCCAAACCAUAUUCAGAGGGGGUUUCAGGUAUCUACUUCUACAUCUCCCCUCUUGUCCAAAAAUCAGACAAGAAAGACUUUGGGCUUGACUCAGUGAUGAGGAGAAUUCUGUUUGCGGUCACCUAGUUUUACAGACCUUUUCCUGCUCCAGUGAGGACUUCUUCCCAUUUAUAAUCCCAAGCUGUUGUUUCAAUGCAAUACUUUGUUUUUGUUUUAUCCAGAACUGCCUCCCCCUGCAUAAAAAGGGCAGAUAAUGUACAGAAAGACUCUUAUUUUUUUCAAUGAUUUGAAAAAAAAAUUACUAUAAAUCCAUAUGAAAUAUUGUUCACUUGUCUGCCUGUUUAUUCUUGGUUUUUCACAAGUAAAAAUAUGUACUUUGUAAAGAUUCGUGAUACGGCUGUCAUAGUUCUACUGCUGCUGUGUCUUUUGAAUGAAGCAAUUCUGCUAAAGGGACUAUCAAUUAAAAAUAAGAAUAAGUUGGCUGCUUAACGCUGUGCUAUUUUACAUUAUAUGUGAAUGAGAAACAGCAGCACUGCUUGGAGCAAAAUAAUACUUAAAUUGAGAAGACUGGAGAAAUCAAAGAAAUGCCUUGUUUCCUUCAAAGCCAAUAAUUUCCUCUGGCAGUAGCUGCUGUAGUUUUCUUCUGAGGUAGCAGGUAAGGCUGUAAGCUGAAUUUGGAAAAAACAUUUUUUUGCUCCUUUGACCAGUUUUUAUUUAAUGAUUGGCAAUGAUAAUCAUGGGCAAAAUAGCGGUGUUUGACAUCAGUUCUAAAAGUCUCAGGAAAAAGUGCUAGCCGUUGAGGCAAAUGUUGGGUUCUCUUUUGUUUACAAAAUAUGUGUUGCAACCCUAUUAAACCAGGCGUUUGAGGGAGAGGGUAGUCAGUUGUCAAUUGUGCCAUGUUAUAGUCAUAUUAGGGCUACUAGAGAGUCCCCUGUUUAUGUAACCUUCCAUGCUCUUAAGGUGACAUUCCUGGCUGUUCAUCAACUUCAUAGCACAAGCUUGAGAAACUACUUGAAAACGCUUCUCGUGCUGCAUUUCACACUAUGCAAAAUUGCACAACCUGAUACACAAAUGUCUAGGCUUAUGAACAUGAUUAUUCUCCAUUUGCAUCCCCAUUAGGAUGAUGCAAUGAGGAGAUAUUUGUUAUGCUCAUUUUUAGACUGUAUACUAUAGCUUAUCUCAUUGCAACUGAUGGGUUCUACUGAGGCCAGCUGUUUAGGUUUUCACUUUAAAGGCAAUUGAUACAAAAAUAUUUUUUUUUAAACCAAAUUUAUGGUCUGGAAUUCUGCAAAAAGUAUGGCUUUACAGACUAGCUCACAUUGCCUACAAGCUAGAUUUCCAGGCCAUGGCUUUCUAAAACAUUUCUUGAAAGCCAGAAACAAUGAGGCUUGCUGUUGGGUACUCAUUCCUCAAAACAAUUUCUCAAUUGAAUUCUCAAUGUUCAAAGUGAGAAUUUCAAAAAUGCAUUAUGUGCAUGGAAAGGAGAAGCCCUUUGGGAGACGACCUCUUGCUAGGCAGUUAGGGAAAAGUUGAUGUUAGGCUGGGUUUGUUCUACUACAUCUGAAAGCCAGAAUAGAUACACUGGGAGCAAGCAGAAAUGCUAUUUAUAUGGUGUGUUACACACACUUUAAUAUGAGUAUUGGUUAAUAGGCAGACUUCUGACAUUUUACUGUAAUUAAAAGGCAAUUGCAGUGUUUUGGUUAUUAUCUGAGGAAGGUUAGAUGCUACUCAGCACUCUUCCUAGGUUGAAUGCAACUGAUGGGUAAAUCAUCAAUCGAGAACUUGAGGAUUACAGUCAAUUCUAUUUACCACUGACCGACCUGCUUUUCUCCCCAUUGUACAAGUGCCAUUUGAAAUAAGAGGAGGGCCUUGUUUAUUCCAGCUACAGUAGUUGAACCUUUUGCACUUUAACAUGAAAGUUGCUGUGCCUGAACUCUUGAGACAAUUAAUUAUACUGCUAUUGUGUGGCUUAUGUAUCACAUGUACUUGUCACAGAUUUCCCUCAAGGAACCCUGGGAGCUGUAGCCGAAGGCGCUACAAAUGAGAGCAGUCCAACCCUUACUCCUGCCUCAGAAGAGAAUAGCUCUGGAGCCAAUUUAAAAUUGUGGUGGAUGAAUGCUGAACACUCAUCAUAGGGAGUCUGUUCAUCCCAGGCUCUGGCUAUGGAACCGUGUUGGGUUUAAUGUUGUAUAGGGGAUGGGUGUUAUGAACACCAGCCAACACCAUCUUGAGUUCUGUCCACUUCAAAUCACUCCAUCCCAGUGUCCUCGCAGCUGUGCUCUAAAUAACAUCCACUCAGCCACAUUUUAUAAAUAGCAAAUGCUUGUUGUUUCGAACGGCUUACAAGUUUGGGGGGAAAUAAGUGCUCUCUACAAAAGAGUAACAAAGCUGUUGCUGCAGCCCAUCAAACAACAACCGCAGGGACAGAAAUAGAUCUCCCUACCUUCAAACCACCUAAGCCACAAAAGAGGAAGAACAUUUCCCCUUCGGCUCUGGACAAUCCAGGGGUACAACAGACACUCAACACAACUCCCAAUGCUAGUGGGCAGUAUUUACAGGCUGCUUUCUGGUAGCUGUACGUGCUUGUGGAGGGAAGGGGCUGCCACCCGCUCUCCACCAAAAUGGAAGAGGGGAGUGGAAGAGCAGGGGUUGUGCAUUAGAGAAAGCAGGAAAUAGGAUGGCUAUAGCCCUGUGCCACUUCCACAAGAUGGAAGUCCAAAGUGCUGAGGAUAGGAGUCACCAUGAAAUAGCAGAACCCGUAGAGACUCAGCACUUCAUCUUCCUUCCUCAUCCCACAAAACAAGCAGAAUGUGGAAGAUCAAGGUUGCAUGCAAUUAGCAAGGAAUUCUGGAAAGAGUGAGGAGGAUACAGACUUAAGCAUCUCAUAUUGUGGUUUUAAAAAUGUCUUCCCACUAGUCCUCUAACAGAAGUGACUGUAUGCAGGAGAUGACCUAGUCCUACAAGCAGGACAAGAGGAACAAGGCUGAGCGUUGGGUUGUUGUUCCAAGGAAAUGAGGGUUUCAAGGAUUUCACUCUAUUGGGGAUGAACUAGUUUUGGAGCAGAAGGCCAGCAAGGUUAGGAAAGGGCCUCCUUAAACCCUUCUACACUGGCUAUUUUCUGUGCAAAAUAAUUUUCUCUGCUGAAGAUUCCCCCCUUAGAUCUAAAAAUCCAUCUAGAAAAGGCAGCCAGCUGGCUGGGGUGAGUUGGGCAGAGGAUAUUUUUGAGCUAGGAUGGAAAAGGCUAAACCCCUCUCCUGUUGCUUCUCUACCAAAUGUUCCUGCUUUUCUUCUGAAAGCCUUGAGGCUUUAUUACAUGCACUAGUGCACAGCACAUAAUUUGCAUCUCAGCUUCUUUAGAAUAGGUAACUUGCUUCAAAGUCAUGGAAGUUACAUUGAACAAUAUGAAGACUAAGAAAAACCUUGGGCAAGUCUGAAGUUUGGAGUGGUUUUUUUCUUUUGUAUCUGGCCCUAUCCAUCUAUCCAUAAUGGCAAGGGCAACAGAAGAUGGAAGCUGUGUAGCCCUCUCAAUGAUCUUCACGAACAUUUAUAAUAUCCUAUGUCUUUUGGCCUUGUGAUACUUUGAUUAUAUCCAAAUCGGCAGCACAUCACCUGCCAAUAACUUCUUGGAUCAUCCUGCCAUAGCUGAACGUUCUUUCAUCAUUUCAAUUUUAAAUGAAACUAAGUUCCCUGAAUACAGAACAUUAAAUGUCAGGGAGCAUUUUAGUUCUACCUUCUUCCUAAUAUAUUACUUUUUAUAGGCAGGCUGAAAUAAUGCAGUUCAGCCUCAUCUGCUGCUUCUUGUACAUGAUUCACUGAAGCACUUGCACAAAAUGGUUGCCAGUGCCAUGAAGAUCAUGCCCUGUAAUUGAAUCAGCACUGGUGUUCACCCAUAUCAAUUCCUAGAGUACAGCACUCUUACUUAGCACUCUUGGUAUCUACACCAAUCUCAGUUUCCGGACUGAUCUUGUGACACAAGCACACAGGUCUAAUCUUAGGGCAAGGCAAAAAGUGAUGCUCUGCUUCUCCCAUUUGGAAGAAAUAAACUCACCGUACGGACUCAGCAUGCCUAGCUCGCUCUCGCUUGUAAUCUUCAGCUCUGUUCUCCUGCUCAGUUCAGGAGGAGCUACAACCAGCUUCUCCCUUGGAAGA
Python bivittatus (Burmese python) is the source of this 7160-nucleotide messenger RNA. Lineage: Eukaryota; Metazoa; Chordata; Lepidosauria; Squamata; Pythonidae. The record is from RefSeq and is a predicted model, not a curated record.